Molecule: messenger RNA, 1857 nt
Organism: Colletotrichum navitas
Lineage: Eukaryota; Fungi; Ascomycota; Sordariomycetes; Glomerellales; Glomerellaceae
Exons: 2
Coding region: 336-1586 (416 amino acids)
Source: RefSeq, a predicted model, not a curated record
CAUGUGCAGAGAGCCAAUCAGCGGGAUAUUAUACCACGGCCAAGACAUAAGCACUAAAGAAGAAGAAGAAGAAGAAGGCGGGGAAUGCAUCCUCAUCACCAUGCCGUCGCAUCUGUUGCGUGGCGCAGUCGGAAGGGCGCUAGAUAAGCCGGGCCGUGUGCGAUCAUGAAGCCCGGAAAGCUCACGCCAUUCCACAGCACGGGGAAACGCAUGCCUAACGAGAGAAAGUCAUCACCACAGGCUAGCACGCAUUCACUCGGACGAACUUUGCCAACACCUUUCCCUAAACCAGGGAGCCGUUUCGUUCCAACGUCCCCCACCCUUCAUCGACCGCAAUGACUUCGCUGGAAGCAGACGAGCGGAACGCAACACCUCUCCUCCCCGACGACCCUGCGGGGUUCCUCGACGACCCACGCUUCCACCAGACCUUCACCCUGCCCGCCGGCCCCGACCGGCCGCACCCGUUCCAGGUGACGUACUGCGACUACGGCUACCGGGACCCGGAGAGUCCGGAGCGCGAGCAUGUCCUGCUGAUCUGCGGGCCUCUCAUGGGCAGCCGCUUUCUCCACGUCGCCAAGGACGCCCUCGCCAAGCAGCACCACGUCCGGGUCAUCAACCUGGACAGGCCGGGCUUCGGCGGGACGACGCCCGUCCCCGCGGCAGACCGCGUCCGCAUCUGGCUCGAGAUUGUGCCAGCCCUCCUGCACCACCUCGGCGUCCGCCACGUCUCGAUCGCCGCGCAUAGCUGCGGCACCAUUUACGCGCUCAACAUCGUGCUGCACCAGCGCCGCCUUCUCUCCCCCGCGCGCCCGUACGUCGCGCUCGUCGUGCCCUGGGUCCACCCGUCGCACUCGGGCGUCGCGAUCAUGCGGGCCGCCGCCGCGCUGCCCGACGCCGUGCUGGGUCGGUUCCACACGCUCACAGGCUUCUUCCAGCGGAAUGUCGCACCUGUGACCGAGUUCAGCGGCGUCGGCUUCCGCGCCGUCAGCGAGAUGCUGCCGUCGAUGUGGGGAGCGAACCCCGCCCCGGCGGCGAGCCCCGCUCAGGUGGCGGCCACCGCGGCGUCGGGGGUUGACGCGCGCAUGGCGACGUUCGAGCAGGCCAUCUGGAAGCGCAUCAUCGACAAGGUGUUUGUGGAGAGUGUGCAGGGCCCCAGCGAGGAAGCCGUCCUGCUGCUGAAGCGGGCGGAGCACCCCGGGUACUGGGGCUCAUGGGAGGACCACGACCAGCUUGUCACGCUGCUGGCCGAGGGGGAGGCUGAGUUGGGCGCCGGCGGCCCGGCGGCGGACGGCGCGAGGUUGAAGGUCGACGUGUACUUUGCGGAGGAGGACCACAUGAUCGGGACCGGGAAGGGGCCCAAGUGGUUCGAGGACUGCUGGCGGGCCGAGCGGCGCGGCGACCGCAUCGACUUUUCGAGCUGCGUCGUCCCCGGUGCUGAACACGACAACAUUGUGGACUUGGGGUUCGACGUGUUUGAAAGGAUCUUCCGCCAGGUGGGCUGGAUGGACGAGAGCGGAGGCGGCGGCUCGCCUUCGCUCGAUGCAGUACCGAGUCCCAAGGGAGGAGGAGAGGCUCCGGUUGCUUGAGGUGAGUCAUCCUCGAGCCUAAUCGGGGGAACCGGUGUCCGCCUCAGUUCUUGGGAGGGAUCGGUUAUCAGUGUCUGUCACGAGGGCAGUCUGGGCAUUUCCGAGAUACUUUCUAGUGCUUGUCAUCCACGGUUUCUAGCAACCCUCGCGGAGAGAGAAAAAAAUCAAGCCGCCGGAUGGGAAUCAUUAUUCGUCGAUUACCGGGCCAAGCUUUGGUCUUAGAAGAGAAGAUUCACUCAAUACGUCGACCCACUCCCCUCCCUCUCAGCCC